AAUUGUCUGUCUAAGCAUGCUAAAUAAUCAGAUUGGUUUUAGUAUGCUUGAUCUUUGAUUGAUUCCAGUUUUACCCUGUCUAUGGAGAGUAUAGCGAUGGGUGGACUGACAUCUUGAUAUUUUGGGUUUUUAACUUCAGUUUACCAGUUGUAAUUUUUAUUUUUGUUGUCAAGAGGGACAUAUACUGUGUAGGGUGGAUUGCAAUGGCAUAAAGGAUCCUUGUAGCCGACUUAACUUAGUAGCUUAAGGCUUAGUUGUUGUCCAGAGAAGUUAUAGAACUUAAUUCUAACUUCAGCUUUGCUUGAAGCAGCCAUUUAGUGGAAAUGUAGUCCAGUUUUGUCAUAUCUUUAGGCAAUAGUAAUGGUGCUGUUGUGAAGGAUCUUGAUGCUUCUACUUGGACACAAUAUCUUAGCAAUGAUUGUGGCCAUGUUAGUUGAAUCGGGAGUUGGAAAUUGGGAAAAGGUAAAAAUCGGAUUUAUUAUCUGCCAUUGCAUGAUUUGGACUUAUACAGUGUGUGGAAGCUGAUGACUGUGUUUAUCGUAAUUCGAUAGCCUAUAACCAAAGGAUGGCUGUUUUGGGAAUAGUGGCCUUCAUUUUGAUGUUACCUUCAGUUUAAGGUAAAGGGUUUUUCUUUUGAUCCUUGAGGUUACUUGUAUUGGAGAUACUAGUGUUAUAUUUUCUAAAUUCUAGAGAUGCCUGCAAGUCAUCACGCAUUAUGUCAUGUCUUGCUAUGGUUUGUCGUUGACGUGCCCUAAGAAAUGCUGGUUGUUAGGUGGUAUAAUUGCUUGUUUUGUUCUUCAAUAUAUGCUUAGUUGCCGAAUUCGGUUAUCAAGAGACUCUAAACAGGUAUGAAGUGGCCAGCUGAUGACAUCCUUUUAUCUCCUAUCGAUCUUUUGUCUCAUAUUUUCUUACUGUGUGGCUCUUAAUUCGAUCAUUAUUGGUUUUGAGGUUCAUCUGAGGCACUGCGUGAUGCUUAUAUUGCUUCACCAAUACUUUGCGAUCCUGGAAUUAUCAAAAAGCACCAUAAAUUCAUCCUGAAAUUCUUUAUGUAUCCUGGAAGUGGUAUGCGGAACAGUCUUCUUGUAUUUUCCUCUUGUGAUGAUCUCUCUAUGAUGUUCAACUGCCUAUAGAUUCGCCAUCAGAAAUUCUUAUGGUCGGUCGCGGUGACUGAAAUGCUAUUUAUAUAAUCAAGUUCGGCAUAGAUAUAAGCUGUGGCUUCUGUGGUUGAAUGAUUAGUUUAUUUUCGAAGAACUUUCAGAGCCGUUUCUUGAAAAGUCGGCUUGAAGAAAGCUCUACUUCUCUCCCUUUUGUCCAGCCAAUAGCUCUUAUCAUCAUCAUCUCAUGAAGAAUUAUCUGACAUAGAUAAAUGUAUGGAGGUAAGAACCUCGGUUCCAUACAUUUUAGAACUCUAUUUGGAUCGCAGCGGAGUGCUCAUCAACUGAAUUAACUAAUUGCUUAUUUUCCACAAUAUAGCAGAGGGCACCGCCCAAUGACUUGGCAAUAGGUUUUUUGAUUCGGUCGUUUCGUUGAUCAAGUGCAUCUCCUCAAAGAAUUAAAGAACCAUGGAGUUUUGCUUUGUGGUCAACGGAAUUGGGCAGGGUGAACGGGAUUGGAGAAACAAGUGGUCAGAUGACAUGAUGAGAAUGAAUAACAUCUGCACCAAACAUAGAGCUUCAAUAUCCCCUUAAUACAUACUAUGAUUAUUGAUGAAAGUACCGUAGAUAGAACGUCGACUUGUAAAAGCAAUAAGAAAUUAAAAGCCAAUGUCUGCAUGAAUUGUGAUACACGCAUGACGUGCACCGAUUUGUUCUCACGUCGGAUCGGUAAAAGCCGAUGACAUCCGAAUCGAUGCACCAACUUAAAGUUGCCGGCACACAUGGAUUUCCCGUUGAUAUGAGACGAUGACGAUGGCAAAGGGUAUGAUGCUGAUUACGAUAAUGAUAAUAUUACGGUGCAACGAACUUGAACUCGCCGAUUUUUAUGAUUUCCAUGACGCGUUCUGGGACUUCUUCCCAAGUUGAUAAGCAAAUUUUGCUGAUAAGCACUCGAGACUAGGUUACUCCAAAAGAUCUUUCUUUUUCCAAAAUUUUGCUGAAAAGUAUACAUAUAUAAACUUUUUUUUUCUCAGGAAGUCGUCUCCGAAGAAAGAUAAAUAAUACAGCACUAGCCCGUUCCUUCGGGCAAGGAGCACCAUCUCUUUCCAACGAAGUUUAGAAGGAGCAGAGACUUUCUUCUCCCUGACGUGGUGCUUCACUGUCACCUUUAUCUUCUCCGGACCUUUCUUUCCCUUCUCUAUAUAAAUCCUCAUUGCUUUCAAAUAUUUCAAGCUCUCGGAACACCAAGUGUAACCACUGUCAUCGUCAUCACCUUUCUUUAUCUAUUUUAUAUACACCAAGCUGGCAAGUUUCAGGUGGCUUCUUCAUUUCAUUCACACUUCUCCAUCUCUCUCUGCUCUUCCUGAAGAAAAGCUGCUAUAUCCAUGCUUGUUGUGGACAUCUUUUCCUUGAUUCUGAGUGUCUUUGGUGGAUAGUGUUUUUGGCAUCUGUCAUCUAUGCAGCUUCAUGGGUUCUCUCUCUCUCUCUCUCUUUCUGUUUGUGUCCUGUUCUAGGAGUCGAGCUAAAUGGAUGAGAUCUAAGUGUGCUUUGUCAGGGACGAUUAGGAAAGGGCUCUUGAAUUAGUUAUUUUAUGCCAAGUAUUUGUAUCCUAGUUAGAAUAAAAUACUUGUUCCCCUGGUUUGGUUAGUAUAAAGAAUGGGUUGGAGUUGGUUUGACAAGUUCAGAUAAGGUUUGGCUUAUCACGACUUCCAUAGACAAGGUCAAAGUUCUGUCUGCGAAUUAUGUUGUUCGACAAUACGAUGUACAUUGUCAUGACCUUAUGAUGUGCGACUGUCCGUUGCAUAUUUCAUUUUCUCAUCCAGGUGUUUUCCACCAACUUAAGAAACUGCCUUUGGAAGUUCAGACAAGUAUUCGAAAAACUAAAGUGGCAGGGUUUCGCAGGCGCUAGAGUUAUCGGCAUCUAUUUUUGUUAAGUAAAUCAUAGGCUUCGUGCGCGAAAAGGACGAGAUUUACUAGAUUCAGCGAUGUGUUCCUCCACUUUGGUCCAGCCAAGCAAGAUGGCCGUUUCAAGAACAGGUCCUAACUCAUCUUCUGAGAUUCUCGGUAAAUUCGGCAGCCCGAUAAUACCCGGUUUGCCUGAUGAUGUGGCGAAAACGUGUCUUGCACUCGUUCCUCGUCGCGAGUUCCCAUCUAUGGGCUUGGUUUGCAAAAAGUGGAGGUCAUUUCUCGGAAGCAAGGAAUUUCAACUCGCGCGAAAAUUAGGAGGUGCCCUCGAAGAAUGGAUUUUUAUCCUAACCACGGAUGGCAGAAAGAAGGAAAGCCAUUGGGAGGCCAUCGAUAGCUUCGGAAACAAGCAGCGGCGCCUUCCCUCGAUGCCCGGUCCGUUGAAGUCCGGUUUUGGGGUGGCUGUUGUCGAUGGAAAGCUUUUAAUUGUUGGCGGCUAUUCAGUGACGGGUGGAUCCGGCACUGUCUCUGCGGAAGUCUACCAAUAUGACUCUCGUUUGAACAGUUGGAGCAAAUUGAGGAAUAUGAACGAGGCUCGUUGCAACUUCGCCUGCGCCGAAGUUAAUGGAAUGGUCUAUGCCGUCGGAGGAUACGGUGCCGAAGGCAACAUCAUCGGUAGCGCUGAGGCGUACGACCCCGACACGGGCAAGUGGACUCUAAUGGAGAGCCUUAGGCUCCCGAGGUGGGGAUGCUUUGCCUGCGGCUUCGAAGGCAAGCUCUACGUGAUGGGAGGGCGGUCGAGUUUCACUAUCGGAAGCGCGAGAUCGGUCUGCGUCUACGACCCCGAGAAGCGCGCGUGGUGCGAGCUGAAGAACGGGUGCGUCAUGGUAACCGCCCACACCGUGCUCGGGACGAGGCUCUUCUGCAUGGAGUGGAAAAGCCAGAAGAAGCUGUCUGUUUUCGACCCAGAAGGGAACUCAUGGAACACGGUGUCGCUCCCACCUCGUUGGAGCUCGGAAGCCGCGUUUCGGCUCGGGACUUUAAACGGGAAGCUGUUGCUGUUCUCAGCUAAGGAAGUCGCCGGUUAUCACACUUUGUCCUAUGACCCGAAUGCGACGCCUGGUUCGGAAUGGCAAGUUUCUAAGAUCAAUCCAUCCGGUUCAUGCUUGUACAGUGUAACAAUCAAGGCAUAAAAAGGGCAUGCCAAUAUCCGUAUCCUCUCCUGUAAAUAGCAGUUACUGUUGGAUUAGUCGUGUAAUUUUCACGGUGACUUUUCUAAGCUGACGUUUUCAAGA
Messenger RNA from Syzygium oleosum, 4294 nucleotides. RefSeq names its product F-box/kelch-repeat protein At1g67480-like. NCBI's taxonomy places the organism in Eukaryota, Viridiplantae, Streptophyta, Magnoliopsida, Myrtales, Myrtaceae. The record is from RefSeq and is a predicted model, not a curated record. Gene Ontology annotation, molecular function: protein binding. The transcript is spliced from 2 exons. Bases 3080 to 4192 code for a protein of 370 amino acids.